This is a messenger RNA of Lottia gigantea (owl limpet), 657 nucleotides long. RefSeq lists its product as hypothetical. The annotation marks the transcript as partial. Gene Ontology annotation, molecular function: ATP hydrolysis activity; ATP binding; ATPase-coupled transmembrane transporter activity. Gene Ontology annotation, biological process: transmembrane transport. The transcript is spliced from 5 exons. NCBI's taxonomy places the organism in Eukaryota, Metazoa, Mollusca, Gastropoda, Lottiidae. Gene Ontology annotation, cellular component: membrane. The record is from RefSeq and is a predicted model, not a curated record.
CAGAUUGGUAUUGUUGGACGUACUGGAGCAGGUAAAAGUUCUCUAAUGUCAGCUCUAUUCAGAUUAGCUGAACCUAAUGGUAAAAUAUUUAUAGAUGGUUGGGAUGUAUUACAGAUUGGACUAGAUGAAUUGAGAAAGAAAAUAUCUGUCAUACCACAAGACCCAGUAUUAUUUAGUGGAACUUUAAGAUAUAAUCUAGAUCCUUUUGAUGAAUAUAGUGAUGAAAGACUCUGGAACGCUCUGGAUCAGGUACAACUGAGAGAAAAGGUAGCAAAAACACAAGAUAAUUUAUAUAUGGAGAUGUCUGAAGCUGGUCAAAAUUUUAGUAUUGGACAAAGACAACUGGUUUGUCUAGCUAGAGCAUUAUUAAGAUAUAAUACGGUAUUAGUUUUAGAUGAGGCUACAGCACAUGUGGAUUCACAAACUGAUGACUUAAUUCAAGGUACAAUCCGAGCUAAAUUUAUAAAUAGUACAGUUUUAACUAUAGCUCAUAGAUUACAUACAGUGAUGGACUGCGAUAGAAUACUGGUUUUAUCUGAUGGUGAAGUAAAGGAAUUUGAUACACCUUAUAAUCUACUACUGGAUGAUGAUGGAUACUUUACAAAUUUGGUUGAGCAGACAGGACCUAAUCAGUCAGCUGAAUUACGUCAGAUGGCA